This is a messenger RNA of Lingula anatina, 11335 nucleotides long. Its product is annotated as huntingtin. Lineage: Eukaryota; Metazoa; Brachiopoda; Lingulata; Lingulida; Lingulidae. Gene Ontology annotation, cellular component: cytoplasm; nucleus. The record is from RefSeq and is a predicted model, not a curated record.
CGCGAGACCUAACAUGGAGGGGACGAUCGUUCAUCGGAAAGGAAGAGAACAUAAAAAAGCUGUAUUGCAAUAGAAUGCACUAUCGUUGUUCAAAGAUACUUUUUUGAUAAGUAAACUAUGGCCAGUUUAGAAAAACUUGUUAAGGCCUUAGAGACCUUGAGGGUUUUUCAGCCAGAAGUGACCAAAGAAGAUGCCACUAAAAAAUUCAAGGAGCAGUUGCCUGUCAGCAAAAAAGAUAAAAUAACCAGUUGUAAUGUGGUGGCUGAAACCAUUUGUUCCACAAGUUUGCGCACUUUGGCAGAGUUCCCCAAGUUCUUGGGCAUUGCAAUAGAAUCAUUCUUACUUUUCUGUGAUGAUGCAGAGUCUGAUGUAAGAAUGGUUGCUGAUGACUGCUUAAACAGAACUAUAAAGAACUUAAUAGACACAAACUUAGGUCGGCUGCAAGUUGAAUUAUAUAAAGAAAUAAAAAAGAAUGGAUCAUCUCGUAGUUUGAGAGCUGCACUGUGGAGAUUUGCUGAGUUGUGUUCUCUCAUCCGCCCACAGAAAUGCAGACCCUAUGUGGUAAACUUGUUGCCGUGCAUAAGUAGGAUAUGUAAGAGGCCCGAGGAAGCAGUUCAGGAAACUUUGAAUGUAGCCAUGCAGAAAAUGGCUCCUGUUUUGAUGGUUUUCUGUAAUGAUGUUGAAACAAAAAGCCUAGCAAAAGCCUUCAUUCCCAACCUCAAAUCCAGUUCAGCCCCCACAAGACGCACCGCUGCCAAUGCAGUCACCCUGAUCUGUCAGCAUGGACGGAAACCAACACAUUUCAUUGCAUGGAUGUUGGGCAUGCUUAUAGGUCAGCUGGUUCCAGUGUGUGCUGAUGCUCCCACACAUGCUAUCUUAGGUGUGUUACUGGGCUUGAGGCAUCUCCUGCCACAUUUAGGCAGGCAGGCAGACAGAGACCUUAGUCUCAAGGGAAGCUUUGGAAAGACUAAAAGGGAAGAUGAUGCACAAAUAAGUACACAUCAGAUAUUGCAGAUCUAUGAGCUGCUGUUGUUCUACACUGACCAUCCUGACCACAAUGUGAACACUGCUGCACUGGAGACAUUGCACCAGAUGCUGCGCUUCCCUCCACCACAGUUACUACACAUACUUGUCACACCUGGCACAAUAACACAAUCAACCAUUUACCAGGAUGAGCAGUUGGGGAGACCAUCAUCUGAACUUGAUUUGGCAGUAUCUUCUGCACAAGAAGACACUAAUUUAGAUGAAGAAUCUGAGGGUUCUGAAUCCAGCACUGCUUUGUCAGGACACAGCUCUGAGCCUAUCAUGGCUGACCUGGCAGAAGAUGAACUGACCUCGCGCGAUGUUACGGCAGAAGGGGAGGCACAGGGCACAGGCGAGGAAGCUAUUGUGGAUGUUCAACUUGAUGAGGAUGAAGAAGAAGUGGAUGGUACUGUUGAUGAAGCAUAUUCAAACCUUGACAUUGGCAACAUAGCAGAAGAUCCAGCUAGCUCACAGAGCAGCAGUAUGGAUACUUUAUUAGAAAUCAGACCUAGUCCUUCACAUAAGCCUAACCUGGAGAGAUCAUCCACUGAGGAUAGGCUGAAUGCCAAUGUUGACAUUGAUGAAGAUGAGCCUCAGCAAGUUACAACACAACAACAGAAUUCUUGUCCUGUUAAAACUGGGAACAUUGGUGACUUCAUUAGUUUAGAUGAAGCUCCCAUUACCUAUUGUGCUAGAUUGCUGUGCAGUAAAUUUUUGUUGACUGGUUACCCUGAGAUGAUAUUCCCAGACAGGGUGGUGAGAGUUAGUAUAAAAGCACAGGCCUUAGCAUGUUUGAGCAAUGUUUUGGCAGCCUACCCUAGGAUUCUCUUCCUUAAACUUCAUGUAAAUGAUGAAAGCAGCCAAAAUUUACAUGACAUUUUACUUUAUGCCAAUCAUCAUGAUCACCAACUUAAGGGCACCACUGCUGUGCUGAUAGGAAGUUUUAUACAGGCAGUGUUAAAGCAAGCAGGAGGCAGGUUCGAUGUAGUAGUGAAACAGUAUCAGACAGAAGAGCAAGGCCCAGAUUUUGUCACCUUGUCAGGCCUGUUGAACACAUUGAUUGUGAUCCUUGAGGAUGACUCUGCAGUUGCAGCAAGACUGGCCAUAAUGGCUACCAAGCUGUGCCUGAGUAGUGUGCUAAACAGCAUUGACUGUGAGCUGGGCCUCAAGACUUUGAUCAAAGUACUACAAUUAAAGUCAAAUCCCUAUUGGCUGGUAAAGGUUGAGUUGUUGGAUCUUCUCUCAGAGAUUGACUUCAAAGUAGUUUCUUUCUUAGAGAAUACAUGUAUGGAGGUUGGCAAAGAUGGACAUCAUUUUAUUGGAAGUCUGAACCUCCAGCAGCGUGUCCUGGAAGAUGUGGUAUUAUAUCUGCUGGCAGAUGAAGACACAAGAGUGAGGACUGCUGCUGCUACAGCACUUGUCAAAUUAGUUCCCAAUUUAUUCUUCCCUGUGGAUCACCCCCAACAAGACCCAGUAAUUGCCAAAUCCAAGGAGUUCACUGAUGCUUUCUUGGAUCCUGUUUUACAUGAGUGGUCUCAGGAUCCCCAGCCUUUACUGCAUGGACUAGUGGAACCUUACCAUUUCAAUCCCUAUAGAGGAUACAGUGAAGCCACAGAAGGAAGUUUAUCUAGAGUUUUGGCAUUACUCACCAGGGUCUUGACAAAGUCAUCUUCAAAAUAUUUAACAUAUGGGUGCUGCCAUGCUCUGUGUGAACUGUCAGAGGCUUACAGGGUAACCCAGUAUGCUGAUGGGUGGGGGUGUACAUAUAGUACCUCACACAAUGCUAAAGAUUAUGGUGGGAAACCUCAUAAAAGAUCUGCCAGCAGUAGACCAUCUAGUACUUCCAGUAUUUCAGUAGAUGAGCUGACCAGCUCUGGCUGUGGACCACUGUCCAUUGUACUCUCAUUACUGACCUCAUCUGUGGCAGCACUGGACAUUGCUGCUCAUCAAGAUGCCUUGCAGCUGGCAGGAAACCUCUUUGCAGGGGCCUCUUUCAAAUGCCUGAAAAAUGAGCAGAAAGGGUCACCCACAAAUGCUACAGCAGACGACACUAGAUGGUCAGCUCUGCAGGACAGACAGCUGCUCCCUCUGGUGGAACAGUUACUAGCUCAUGUUGCCAGGUUACUGAAUAUCUUUACCCACAUCAUUGAUGGCCAGGUUCCAGGGCCCCCACAGACACGUCCUACUUUACCUUCUCUCCCGAAUGCACCUUCCCUAAGUCCCAUGAAAAGAAAGAGCAAGUUGAAAGAUGACUUGCUUACCCCAGGGAACCCAGUGGCAGCUUCUGACACCAAGAGCUCACAAAAGACUCCAGGCAAAGAGAAAGAAAAGGAUGGUGACAAAGAAAAGAGCAAAAAGGAAGGCAUAGGGGUAUUCUAUAACCUUCCUCAGUAUGUGAAAUUCUACGAAGUUCUGAAAGGAGCUCACUCUAACUAUCAGUCCACACUAGAUCUGGGAAGUACAGAUAAAUUUUGCUCCCUGUUAAAGACAACCCUAGACGUGCUAUCUCAGUUGUUGGAGAUUGCUACUCUUCAGGAGGUUGGAAAAUAUACAGAUGAGUUGCUGGGAUUUCUGAAGACUACAUUUGGACUGGAGGCCAAGUCCACAGUUUUAUGUGUACAGCAGCUGUUGAAGUCCCUGUUUGGUACUAACUUGUCCAGCCAGUGGGACAGUGGGUAUGCCAACAGCCUGGGACACAAGCCUAGUAGGAUGUCCCGCCUGGCUGGUGGCAUGCAGCCUGGCCUGUACCACAGCUGUCUCACCACACCAUACACACACUUCACACAGUCACUGGCUGCCACUGCCUUCAAGACUGCACCCAAAGCUGAGGAGGAGGACAGCUCCAGCUUAUUGGGUUGGCUGAAGAAGAGAUCAGAGAGAAAAAUUCCUGCCAUUUUAAAACCUGGAAGCAAGACAGACAAGAAUGCCAUAGCAGCCUACAUCCGUCUGUUUGAGGCCCUGGUGAUUAAGUCUCUGAAGCAGUACACAGUGACCACCUCCCUGGGACUACAGCAGCAGGUGCUUGAUCUGCUGGCUCAACUGGUCCAGCUUAGGGUCAACUACUGCCUGCUGGACUCUGACCAGAUUUUUAUUGGAUUUGUCAUAAAACAGUUUGAAUAUGUUGAAGAAGGGCAGAUCAGUGGCUCUGAGCUUCUUAUCCCUCACAUCUUCAACUUCCUGGUGCUCCUGUCUUAUGAGCGUUACCACUCCAAGACCAUCAUUGGCAUGCCUAAGAUCAUCCAGCUAUGUGAUGGGAUAAUGGCCAGUGGUCAGCCACCAGUCACUCACGCUAUUCCAGCCCUUCAGCCCAUAGUGUAUGACUUAUUUGUGUUAAGAACAAACAAAGCAGACACUAGUAAAGAUGUUGACACACAGAGAGAGGUGGUUGUGUCCAUGUUGUUAAGGCUUAUCCACUACUAUCAGGUGCUUGAACUGUUGAUAGUUGUACUUCAUCAGUGUCAUAAAGAGAAUGAAGAGAAAUGGAAACGCUUGUCCAGACAAGUCACAGAUAUGGUGCUACCAUUACUUGCUAAACAGCAGAUCAACCUAGACAGCCAGCCAGCCUUGGAUGUUCUCCACAGACUGUUUGACUCUGUUGCUCCCAGUGUCUUCAGACCAGUGGACAUCCUGCUUCGGUCUCUGUUUGCACCUCCCUAUGAUGUGAGUUGUUCCAGUAGCCUGUCCAAGUGGCUGUGCCUGGUUCUGUCUGUGCUGCGUGUUCUUAUUUCCCAGUCCAAGGAAGAUGUGGUGUUGUCUAGACUGCAGGAACUCAGUCUGAGGAUCAACAUCUACACUGACACGGCCACCUGUGGGCAGUGGGAAAAUAAGGCUGCAAGACAGCAGGAUGGGAUGACCCCAGAAGAAACAUUUGCUAGGUUUCUGUUGCAGGUGGUUGGUGUGGUUGGUCAGCAGGUGGCCUGCAGCUGUACCACACUGGUGGACAGUAACAGCACCAGCUUGUAUCUGUGUCAACAACUAGCCCACUUUCUGCUCUAUGUCACUCACAUGUUCCAGUCAGGUCAGUUCAGAAAGGUUGCGACAUCUGCUAUGUCCCUGAUCAAGCAGCAGGUUCCUGAUUACUUCUACAGUGUCCAGGAGCUGAACAAGGCAUUCAAGGAGAUGUCCAGUAUACAUCCUACCCUGACCCUGCAGUGGAGUAAUGUGUUGAUCUUACUGAACUAUGAGGAACAGCACUGGUGGAGUGACAUCAUGCAGACACCCAGGAAAUAUGUGCUGUCUAGUCCAGCAAGACAUUAUUCCAAUAUCCCAGAAAACUUUCUGUCUGUGUCCAGGUGCAGCAAUAUGGAGAUAGUGAGAAGGGGUGGACUAGUGUUAUUCUGUGAUUAUGUGUGUGAAAACCUGAAUGAUGCAGAACAUAUGACAUGGGUGAUAAUAAACCAUGUGAGUGACUUGAUAGAGCUUUCACAUGAGCCACCAGUGCAGGAUUUUAUCAGUGCAGUUCACAGAAACUCUGCAGCCAGUGGGUUAUUUGUACAGGCCAUACACUCAAGAUGCGACAAUUUGGCAAAGCCUAGUGUAGUAAAGAAGACUCUCCAAUGUUUAGAAGCUAUUCACCUAAGUCAAAGUGGAGCCCUGCUUACCCUUCUCAUAGACAAGUUCCUGCACACAUAUCAUGUGGCUGGUGCCAGGAUGUGUGACGCCUUGGCUUGUAGAAGAGUGGAGCUCUUACUGGCAGACAGUGUGCAGGAGUGUAGUAACCAACUACCAUUGGAAGACCUGGACAAACUGCUCCAGUUCAUGCAAACUGCUGGGCUGACUAGAAGGCAUGGACGGCUGUCAUCCCUGUUGAUGAAGCUGCGUUCAGUGUUGUCACCUCACCAGUCACCUCCACCAGAACUCCAGCUCUCACAUCCUCUGCAGAGUGGAACAACAACCAGGAUGUCUCUUACCAAGGAGAACUAUCUACAGAUGGUUAAAGCUGAGUGCUUCAGUGUAGAUGCCAGGACAGAAAACUGUGCGUCUUUCUUGCAGCAUCUGGACUACUCUGAUAUUUUAACUGUGAUGAUGACUAAGGAUUUCCAUUUGGGGAUUCUUGAGCAGUGCAUAUCUAUUGGAAGAAAGAACACUUUGCAAAACAUGAAAAAUCUCCAGCUAACUGAGAGCACAGAAGACAGCGAUUCUCUGCACCCAGUAUUGCAGGCAUCACAAUUAACUCUCCUCAGGCAUAUAAAUAACAUCAUCAACAUGUUACCUGUCCCACACCAAGUAUUAUCCUACAGUGAGAAGCAAACAUCGCAAGAGGACAGCUUCCUAGAGAAAAUGGAGGACUUUUUCACAGACACUGCGUGGCUAGAGAAUGUCAAUCAUCUGACUGCAGCUCUGGUGGAGUACAUAAAAACCUUGAGAUUGCUGCCAUGGAAACCUCAGAUUCCUGAAGAGUCAGUGAGAGAUGUGGCCAGGUUUGCUGUUCUUAACAUGGAGAUCGUUCAUUGGCUUCUUAAUCAAGACCAGAUCCCAGCCUCUGGACACCUGGAAACUUCCUUGCGGUGUUUCUGUGCAGUUCUGCAGAAUCAACAAAGCUUCACUGUGAUUGGUUCCACAGAGCAUGUGACCUGGGUGUGUUCUGUAGUCAGAGCAGUGCAUCAGCUGCUUGUCUCAAUGGUAGUUAUCCCUGGAGAGCAGCUUGCCACCCUCCCCAACCAUGAAAAUACAGAGGACUCUACUCCUAGACACAGAUACAAUGGUUUCCACCACAUUAUCCGUUCAUGUGAUCAGAUAUCUGAGCUUCUCCACUGUCUUCGCACACAUCUCCGGCCUCGCCAUGCACAGGGACAGCUGUCACCUUAUGUGUCUGGCUUGUUAAGGAACAUUGUUGUCAGUUUAGCCAGGCUGCCUCUGGUCAAUAGUUAUGCUCGCACACCCCCUCUGGUGUGGAAACUAGGUUGGAUGCCUGCCCCUGGUGGAGAGACCAAGACCAAGCUUCCUCCACUGCCUCUAGACUUCUUGCAGGAAAAAGAUGUCCUGAGAGAGUUCAUCUUCAGGGUGAAUGUUGUUGGCUGGACAAGUCGGCAGCAGUUUGAGGAGACAUGGAUGUGUUUACUAGGCGUACUGAACCCAGCUUUACUGGAGGAAGAGCAGCAUCCAGUCUCUCCAGAGGAAGAGGUGGAUAGAACCCAAUGCAUUGUGUUAGCUGUGCGGUGUAUUACUGCUCUCCUACUGCAAUCUACUCUCACUCCAGACCCUGGCAAUCCUUGCAAUGGAGUUCAUGAAAACCAGCCUAGAGACAAACCAUUGGCAUUUAUGCAUACAAGGUGUGGUAAGAGGUUGCUGCUGCUGCGAUCGAUUAUUGAGAGGGAUCUCCGCCAUCUGUGCUUACUAAAGUUCAGAGGUCAUACUUCCUUAUCUGGUCAGGAAAGAGAUCUCUUUGGUUGUAACCUGGAGAGAGAAUUGGGACUUGAAGCAUUUACUAUGGGGCAGUUUUGCAUUGAAUCCAUCUGGUCUGUUGUUGGGAUGCUGAACUUUAGUGAAUCUGGUAGUAGUGAAGAUGACCAGGAACUGUCUGUUGCCAUGACAACCAGAGGACGUUCCUCCAGCCAUAGUGGUCUUGACCUCCAUUCCUGUGUUCAAUUCCUUGUGGACUUGUAUGGACAGUGGCUAACUCCUGGAGUGACCCCUAGAACACCUCUUAUGUUGAUAAACCAGACCGUGAAGUCAGUUGUUGCUAUAUCUGACCUGUUCACUGAGAGACAGCAGUUUGAGUGGAUGCUGGACACCCUGAUGGAUGUGUUUAAGUGCCACCCCCAGGAAGAUGAAGUGACAGUGCAGUACCUGGUGGUGGGGAUAUGUAAGGCUGCAGCCAUCACAGGGGUGACUGGUCAGGAGGCAGAGAAAGUUGAGAAAGUUGUGGAGUCCACUUUGAAAAGUCCCCACAUUCCAUCGCGUAUAGCAGCCCUUCAUGGCUGCCUGUACAUUCUGGAGACUGGCAUCAAUGACCUGAGCCGAGGCAUCAUUCCUGAUAUCAUGGAGUACUUGGUCAAACAAAUGGAGAUUAUUGGAUUGAUGACAGUCCACUGUCAGCAGCAUCUUCUUGUGAUGUGGUCCACAGCUUUCUUUUUAAUUGAAAAUUUCCAGGAAGAGAUCAAAGAUACAGAGUUUGCAUCCAGGGUGCUACAGGUUGCAGUAUCUCUGGCCACUUCUGGUGAAGAUGUGUGUCCAUUUGCCGUCUAUUUGGUUAUCCUCCGUGGUCUAGAGAGACUGGUGUUGGCAAAUGUUAUCAGCGGGCAGGACACAGAGUCACUUAUCAAACUGGCAGUUGACAGGUUAUGUCUUCCCAGUCCGCAGAGAGCACUGGCAGCACUGGGCCUCAUGUUGACUUGUAUGUAUGCAGGCAAACAAGGAGACCAGUACACACCUUCAGUUCACAGUGAGACAACAUUUUUCAUCGAGCUGCCUGCAGAGGUUCCUAUUCCACAAGAUCCGGAGUCUUUGAUUGUUGCCAUGGAGAGAGUGACUGUGCUGUUUGACAGGAUAAGGAAAGGAUUCCCAUUUGAAGCACAAGUCCUGACACAGAUCCUUCCAUCUUUCUUGACCGACUUCUUCCCUCCUCAAGACAUCAUGAAUAAAGUAAUAGGAGAAUUUCUGUCUAGUCAGCAGCCUCACCCACAGCUUAUGGCAAGAGUGGUAUUUGAGGUGUUUGCAGCCCUACAUAAAAAGAAACAGCAAAGUCUUGUACAGGAUUGGGUGAUGCUGUCUUUGUCCAACUUCACACAGCGCACCCCCAUUGCUAUGGCAAUCUGGAGUCUGACCUGCUUCUUCAUCAGUGCCUCCACCAACCAAUGGCUUCGGGCACUUUUCCGUCAUGUUGAGAGUAGAAUGGGUAAGCUGGAGGAGGCAGACUGCCAGUUGUUCCAUACUGCAGCACUGGACUUCUAUGACCAGUUGUCAGAGGAAGGACAGCGGAGAGCAUUCCAGUCCACUUUCCAAGCAGUAGGGCAGACAGGGUCUCCUUAUGCUGACUUGGUGGCCAGCUGGACACACUGAACAGAUUGAGGCCCUUAAAAAUGCAUAUUCUUAGACCUAUAUCAUGUCAUUCCUUAGUUAAUCUCAGUGCACUUUGUAAUGCGAAGUUAUUUCUGAGUUUUGACAGAGAGGAUUUAUGUCGACCCAGUUUGUUGCUGGACUGUUCUGUGGAAAAAAAAAGGAAAUAGUAUAAUUGUUGUACAACAUAUCUUAAAAGUCUUAUUCAUUCGGGACGUGCUGAAUACCAUAAAACUAUUUAUUAGGUUAUAUAUAUAUCAAGAGAAGGUAUAAGAUCUUGCAUUAAACAAUUAGCAGAUCUUUUCAAACUUGCAUUAUGUGGUAGGUGAAAUAAGUUUCAAUUUAAUGGUUCAACUUUUACCAUAGCUGGUAUUAGAUAUUGUACUGCCUUGGAAGGUUCUUUAUAUUGGCAGCACUGCAGCCCUAUUAGAGAAAGUGUGUUCAAAAAUAAAAUGUCAUUGGUAAUUGUACACUGUCAAGCUUUAAUCAUAGAAAUGUUAAAGAUGUAGUAGUGAAAACAUAUGGUGUUUGCAUAUUCAAGAACGAAAAAUACAUAUAUCAAAGCAUUUCUAUCAUAGCAAUGUGUAUGGUUUACUUUCAUUCUGGAUGAAGUAUUAACCAAGGAGUAUUUCUGUAUAGUAAUAUGGUUUAUGUAACAUUGGCCAUUAUACCUUGUUGUGGAAGCUGUGUGGAGUCUGUUAUGGCUGCAGGCUCUUUAACUGUAUUAAAUGGAAUAGGAACAAUUAUAGAAAACCGCACCUGUUUUAACAGGAAAGGGUGAUUUUUUUGUUAAUGUGUGUGGGAAAAGUGCUCUACAGUGUGCCACUGCUGCCCAGUAUGCUGUUACAGAUGUCAGUAAGGUCUCAAAUCUAUAAAUAGUUGUUGUGACUUAUAAAAGGGCAGCUAUUGUCAGUUGCAUGCAUAACAAAUGCCAGCAUAUACUGUAGAAAUUGCUGUUGUCAGAUAUGCAUUAUAUUUCAUUUUGCUGGUUGUUUGCAGUAUGUUACUAUUUUUAAACAAGAUUUCCUUGUUAAAUUUAACAUAUAUUAUUAGGUGAUUCUUUUGAGCUUGAAGGAUAAACAUUGUGAAGACGCACAGGCCAAAAUAUACUUAAUAGGUAUGGAAUGUUUAAUGUAUCAUGAUAGUUUUUCUCUCCAUCAAAUGGUUUUUUCUCAGUAUAUUUAAACACCAACAGUUAAAAGCAGGAAAAUUGGAAAUGAAUUGAAAAGAACUAAAUAAGCUCAAUUUAUAUUAUGUUUAUAAAUUCUAAAUGGGAUAAGUUUCCUGUAACUAAUAUAAACAUGUGAAUGUGAAACACUGCCUUGUUUUGCCUAAUGAUGUGCUUGAUCUCUGGAGGACAGCAUUGAUUCUCUUUGAUUGCACGGAUGGGCAGUAACAUGCAUGGUUUAUAUACUUUAUAAAAGUGUUAAAUGUGCAAUCUAAAGGACCGUUACUUUGGAAUAGUUUUGGGACUUAAUUGACAGACCUUUUGGGGGAAGUUUAGUGUUGAUACAUUAACUGGCAAAUUUCAAAGCAUGAUAGUUGGUGCUACUCCCCAGCUUGCAGUUAAAAUUAUAUGUUCAACCCUGGCCUGUUUGUAAAGAAUUUUUAUCUCAUUUUUCUCCUUGCUUCAUUUCAUUUAUUUCUACUCUUCAUAGGGAGUAUAGAUACAGAGAAUUAAUAGUUGAUUCUAAAAGUAUUAAAUGAAAAAUUCAAAAUACAAAGCAGAAAUUUCAAAGUAAAUAUUAUUUUUAUUAUUUAUAAUUGGAAAAUGGAAUAAUGUCAAUUGUAUUGUUAACUGUUAUAAAACUUUAAUGUGAAAUAAAAAAUUACAAUGUGUAACAUUAUCAAAAUUAUUGUAACAAAUCUGCAGAAAGCACUGCCUGUUAUCUGGGAUAUGUGUUAUUUUGGAUAAAUAAUUCUGCGGCACAAAUAUUUAGAUUACCCUCAGCUACAUUGCAAAAAUACUUUUGAAAAUGUUUGGUUCCCUGAUGUGAGCACAACAAUACUGUCCUGUAUAGUGAACCUGUACAGUACCCACUUGGAUGUUGCAUCACUUUUAAGAAGCCCUCUUGAAAUCUUUUAAUUGUCUUUGUAUCAAAAUUUUCACUUUCAACAAUACUGCCAAAUGUUACUAGGGUAGCAGUGUAUGAUUCAGGGACUUAUUACUAUAUAGAUACUUGCAUAGCACUGCCUGACUUUACAGUGUGGCUGCGUGACAUAAUUUGAUAACUGCUGACCUAUGAACAUUUAAAUUGUCUCUAACUGCAUUACUUUCAUUUUGCCUCACGAGUUUGAAAAAAAAAAAAAAAAA